AUGCUGAACCAUCUUUGUCUUCCAUGCUUCUUACUCCCACUCCUGCUGUGCGUGUGUGGUUGGAACAAGGCGGUCUGUUCCCCAGGGGAGGGCAGGAGGCUGUGGCAGAAGCCAGUCCCUGACUCCACCGUCCAUAGCCAGUCUUUCCUUCAUGACACCUUCCCUCCAGGAUUCUUGUGGGGCUCAGGGACAUCUGCCUUCCAGACAGAAGGGGCCUGGGACCGCGAUGGCAAAGGCCCUUCCAUAUGGGACCAUUACAUUCAUUCCAAUGGUAAUUUAGCAACAGCUGAUGUGGCUAGUGACAGUUACACUCGUUGGGAAGAAGAUGUGAAGGCACUGGAAUACCUGGGUGCAAGAUCAUAUUCCUUCUCUCUCUCCUGGCCCAGACUCUUCCCUGAUGGAAAUGCCAGGGGCCAACCCAAUAGAGCUGCUGUGGAGCACUACAGCCGUCUCAUAGACAGGCUUCUGGAAAAGAAGAUCGAGCCCAUUGUUACUCUCUUUCACUGGGAUCUGCCACAGGACCUGCAGGAGAGCUAUGGAGGCUGGAAAAAUGACACCCUGGUGGGACUGUUUGAGGACUAUGCUGCUUUCUGUUUCCAUACAUAUGGGAGCCGUGUGAGGUUCUGGCUCACAAUGCACAACCCCUACCUGGUGGCUGUACAGGGGUACAGGACCGGAGUGCAUGCCCCAGGAGAAACAGGAGGCCCGGCUAGCUCCCUCAUCGUGGCCCACAACCUUAUCAGGGCACAUGCCAAAGCUUGGCAUACUUACAACACCCACUUCCGCUCAACUCAGAAGGGUGAGGUAUCCAUUGCUCUGGGUUCCCACUGGGUUGAGCCUCAAAGAGGCCAAUCCACAGCAGCCAAUGUUGAACUUUGCCAGCAGUCAAUAGAAGCUGUGCUUGGCUGGUUUGCCAAUCCCAUCUUUGGUAAUGGGGACUACCCAGUCUCAAUGAAAUCCAACCAUGGUUCCCUCCUGCCCAAUUUCACCCCUGAAGAGAUGCUCUGGGUGCAGAGGACAGCUGACUUCUUCGCUCUGUCCUUUGGGCCUAACAACUUACGUCUGGGCCGGAACCUCGUCCAGUAUGGGCAGACCGUGACCCCGGACCUGAGGCGUGUCCUGGGCUGGGUAAAACAGGAGUAUGGGGAUCUGAAGGUGCUGGUGGCAGAGGGGGGCUGGUUCUCUGAAGCCACUGUGGGACAGGAGGACACAGUAGCUAUCUACCUGAUGAAGAGGUUUAUCAACCAGGUUCUACAAGCUAUCAAGUUUGACGGUGUACAGGUGUUUGGCUACUCUGCCUGGUCAUUAGUGGAUGGAUAUGAGUGGAAUUAUGGCUAUAGUGUUCGACGAGGCCUUUUCUACAUUGACUUCAAUCAAUCCAACCGAUCCAGGGUUGCGAAAACCAGUGCCCAGUACUACCGGAGUGUUAUCAGUGACAACGGUUUCCCUAAUGAUGAGACCUCCACAGAGGUCAAAGGCCGCUUUCCUUGUGAGUUUCACUGGGGCGUUGCUGACUCAACCCUGCAGGUCCACUUCUAUCCUUUCUCCCCGCAGUUCACUGACCCCCAUUUGUACAGCUGGAAUCUGACAGGGGAUGGAGCAUUGCGUCCAGUUGCAGGGGUCAAGCUGAGCACCAGAGGACCCCAGUGUACUGACUACCUGGCUAUUCAUGAUCAUCUCCGCCUAUUUGCUUCCACAGGGGCAUCUCACUACCGCUUUGCCCUUAACUGGUCUCUGAUUUUACCCGAGGGAGACAACUCCACUGUGAACACUGAGGCUCUAAGGUAUUACCGCUGUGUCCUGAGUGAGCUUCGUAAGCUGAACCUAGAGGCAGUCAUCACUCUCUACUACCCCACACGUACAGCGCCAAAUCUGGGUUUACCUGGGCCUCUGCAUGCCUCUGGAGGUUGGCUGAACCAGAGUACAGUGCAUGCCUUUCAAGAAUAUGCAGCACUCUGCUAUCAGGAGCUGGGCUCCUGGGUUCGGUAUUGGAUCACAGUCAAUGAGCCGAACAGACUGGUGGAUGUUUAUUCCACUGGGACGGAGCAGCAUCAGGCAGCUCAUAACCUUCUUCUAGCCCAUGCAAAAGCAUGGAGGCUGUAUGAGAGGGAGUUCUCCAAUCAACAGGGGGCACUGAUAUCGCUGGCACUACAUGCUGACUGGGCAGAACCUGCCAACCCAUUCCUGGAGUCACACACAGCUGCAGCCCAAAGACUCCUUUUAUUUGAGCUUGGUCGCUUCUUAGACCCACUGCUGAGGACUAAAUAUGAAGAAGAGGAGGGUAAAGGAGACUAUCCUAAAGAGAUGAAGGCAUACCUGGAGGAGAAAGCUAAAGUGAUGGGCCUCCCUGGAACCCCGCUACCUAGCUUCACUCAAAUAGAGAGGGAAGAGCUUAAAGGGGCAUUGGGUUUCAUAGCACUGAACCAUUUCACCACACGUUUAGUCUCUCCAUAUCACCACACAAAAGCAUCACAACCUGACAUCCAGCAGCAAGAACCUCCAGACCAUGGUUGUCUGAUCCUCUCUGAUCCAACCUGGCCCUCCUCAGGCCGUGGGCAGACCCUGGUGCCCUGGGGCCUCCGGAGAAUACUGCGCUGGGUGAACCAGAGAUAUGGAGGGGCUCUGCCAAUCAUUGUCACAGCCAGUGGGGUGGAUGACCAGGCCCCUGUGGAGGAUAGACUCAGGCAGCAUUACCUCAAAGGUUACCUGCAAGAAGCCCUCAAAGCUCACCAUUUAGACAGAAUCAACCUACAAGGCUUCUAUGUGUGGAAGCUGCAGGACAGACACAUCCCUCAGUUUGGCCUUUUCAGUUCAACCAACCACCGAUCCAAACCCAAAGCCUCCGUGGCAGCCUACCGCGAGAUCAUCAGUCACGGUGGUUUCCCUGUGGAAAACACCACACAAACCUGCAGGUCCAGCAAGCAGCAGGAGUCUUGCGCUGUAUGUGCAUGGAUCAACAAGAACAAACCGCUGCUGGUGUUUGGAGGCUGCCUCUUGAUAACAGCUGUUCUGUUGGCAGCAGUUGUCAUAGUCAUCCUCACCAGGAGAACCCGGGCGAGGGGCAGAGUGGUGAGGAGGAGAAGCAGGAGGAGAAGGAGAGCGAAGGCACCAGCGUGCUCUUUCCUACCUGUAGUUAAGUGCCAGCUGUAG
Molecule: messenger RNA, 3150 nt
Organism: Myripristis murdjan (pinecone soldierfish)
Lineage: Eukaryota; Metazoa; Chordata; Actinopteri; Holocentriformes; Holocentridae
Gene: klb
Product: klotho beta
Exons: 6
Coding region: 1-3150 (1049 amino acids)
Biological process (GO): carbohydrate metabolic process
Molecular function (GO): hydrolase activity, hydrolyzing O-glycosyl compounds
Source: RefSeq, a predicted model, not a curated record